Molecule: messenger RNA, 2481 nt
Organism: Hyaloperonospora brassicae
Lineage: Eukaryota; Oomycota; Peronosporomycetes; Peronosporales; Peronosporaceae
Source: the annotation of a GenBank genome assembly
AUGCAGUCGCCACUGUCCAUCUCGCAGAUUUCGCUGUCGCAGUCCUAUGGCUCCGAGUUCACGAGUCGCGGCAAUGGCCAUCACCCCGGCAGCCUCAUGUUCGACGUCGAGACACCCUCGGGGUCGUCGCCGACCAAAGACUUUCUGUUCCAGCGCCAAGUGGCGCCGAACGCGGUGCCGCUCUUAGUGCGUCUGCAGCGGCUUCGGAUCCUCUACACCGCUUUCGCAGGCGUCGCGCUCAUUGCGGUCGCGAUGGUGUUCCUCCGACGCGGUAUUGUGCUCCAGUCGUACCCGAAGUCGACCAGAGCUGCUAAUCGCCAAGAGGUUCGCCGUGAGAUCGACACGUUCAACUUUUGUGUGGGAGUUGUCACGGCAGUGGUAGUGAAACCGCUGCUCGGCCUCGUGACGGCCGUCGUGCCCGCGGUGCUCUUGUGCUUUUUCACGCGCUUGACAAUGCAGGAGAAGAAGUCGCGCUGGACCCGACUGUCGCUGGCUCUGGUGGGCAACGUCGUGUUUUGGUUCCUGUUGAAUGGGUUCAUGGCCAUGAACGUGAGCGAAGAACUCGUGCGCGAAGAUGCAGUCAUUGGCGACAACGACCUCUUCGAACACGACAGCGUUACGGUCUUAUCGGUGGGCAAUACGUCGUCAAGUGCCGCGACGUUCCUCCGAAGUGCCAUCGAGUUACCGGAUGCCACGGCAGAGAAUGCCGCUGGACAGUGCCGUCGACGGUCUCCUCGACGACUGCCCGCGCAACUCGACUAUGGGUUUCCGUCGCGGUCGUGGUUUGGGUCGUUGCUGCCAUUUGCACCGGAGACGACGGACUCGAACACGGUGUCCGUGUCCAUGAUGGCCGCCGACCGUCUCGAGUCGACGAAGCAAAACGUGGUGAUGCCGAUGAAAUUGUCUGCUGCGCGUAACCUGAUGAGCUAUGCCAUGCGCGCUACCGACGACUUUUUCCGAGAACAGGACGUCGCAGCCGAUGAUAGUGUGUUCGCUUUCGUGGGCUUACCAGACACUUUUGACGUAAGAUCGUCGGAAGACACAAGUAUGACUGAGCCACUGAUCGAGUCGUUUAACACUACAAUGCAUCGUGCCGUCAAUGUGCGAAAGCAUUUGAGGAACCUCAGCAUUGCUGAGAGCAGCAUGGAGUUCGUGCGCUUUCCCUGGUCAACAGACAGUGGCAACUUGGUGUUUGAAGGGGUGACGCUGGACAUUCCCAUGACCAAGGACUUCUUGCGUCGGGACGUGCAUUUUCGCAACGACACAACGCAAUCUGUGGAUUAUGGAUCUCGAGCGCCGAGUGGAUUAUUCGAGAUCAACGCUAAGGAAGAGUGCGGUCGUUCUGGUUGCAUCGUGAGUCCUGUGGGAGCUGCAUUGACGACUGCUCCAGCUGAUGAAGGAAGCCAGGUGCGAGCGUUGCCGAUUUGUCUCGAUGAACAUGGUAACGAAGAUUACAAAGCUACUAUGGAUGUCAAGAGUAGAGAGUGCGCGCGUCGCUCGACCACCUCGAUGCUGGUGCUUAGUUUCGCCAAGCGAAUUGUUGGCGACUCUAUCCGUUCGUCUCUUGUGGGCGAUUCGGAAGAUGAAGCAGUUGUUGUGACGCUGACAAAUGCACGGAAAAUCUACCAGGUCACAGCAGGUCGAUUGACGUGGGAAACUCUGGAUCUCGCUUCCAAGUAUGAGGCGUCAUGCGAGUCCAGCGAUUGCCACGGCCUUGUGUUUCCGCUUUUGGGUGACACCCAGCAGGUUGUUGUGGGUAUAAACCACAUCCCGGUGAAGAACUUGACACCGUACACGCCAUCGUUGUUGUCAUGGACUCCACUCGUGACUGCCAAUGCACAAGAAGUGGAUAUGAGUGACAUCCUCAAGAGUGACUUUGUAUUCCCUGACAACUUUCGAGACACUACUGGCUGGACUUCACUCGACGGGUCUCGUUGUGAACGCGAGCGUGGAGUGUUUAUGGAUCGUGUGCAGAAUUUGCACUUGUACUCGGAGCAAUCUUUGCAACCAGCGUACAUGUCGGCGCUCUUUUGGCUAUUCCAGUCUGGUACCGUGAAGCAAAGGCUCAGUCAAUCGGAGCUUGCGUUUGACUCGAGUGUCAAGUACGUGGAUGUGACGCUCUCUGUCCCACCGCUUUCCGCCACCUUCACCUUCGUUGGCUGUGUCAUGAUGGUACUCAUGGCAGCACUCGUCUUUCUCGGAGGCAAGAGCCGCGAAGCUGAAAUUGAGCGGCAUUUCAAACCGCAUAGUCUGGCGCGGAUUCUUCUUGACGACGAAGCGUUUUCGCAUAAGCUGCUCAAGUGUGACCUGCUGAACGUUGGCGACAAGUAUUUGAACAGCUCGGAGCUUCUUGAUCAGUUUGAGAUUAGUGGACUGGCCCUGCGGCAUUGCGAGCGUCCGUCUGACGUGUUGAUCGUGCCUAAGGGUCAACACUCUCCCACGACUUCCGCCGCAUUAACUCGGGCAGCACACAUCGUGUAA